AUGCUACCCCGGUCAUUCCGCGCAGCUGCGCACUCCUGCAUCAGCACACGUGACGAGACAUCCGCGCUUUUGGAGCGCUUUGGACACCACGCCGUUCAAAGACGGAGGAGUUCUGUUCUUUCGAACGAUUGGCGAACGCCAAGAAGCAUGUAUCGUCUACCUACAACCAGCACCACCAACACCACCAGCACGUAUCCCGAGCUUUUGCAGAGUACCGGCCAUGGGAGCUGGAACUUGGCAGAGUACACCAAGGCCAUCAGCAGCUCCUCCAAGGCCAAGAAGUGGCGACUGGCAUUGUGCCUGUUCCUUGGCAUGGCCACUGCCAGGCUUCAGCCCAACGUCAUCAGCUACAAUGUUACGAUCAGCGCUUUGGAGAAGGGUCAGCAGUGGCAGUUGGCACUUAGUGUGUUGGACUGCAUGCCCAAAGCCAAAGUCGCUGCAGAUCUCAUCAGCUACAAUGCUACCAUCAGCUCUUGUGAGAAGGGUAGCAGAUGGCAGCUGGCGCUUGCUUUCUUCUACGACCUGCCGAAGAACAGACUAUUGGCCGAUGUUGUUAGCUACAACGCGACCAUCAGCUCCUGUGAAAAGUCGGGCCAUUGGCAGCUGGCUCUUCUCCUGUUUCGCAGAGCCGAAGGACAGGUUGAACCGGAUGCCACGACGUACAAUGCCACGAUCCUGGGGUUCGGAGUACCAUACUUUAAUAUUUUUUCUUAA
Molecule: messenger RNA, 714 nt
Organism: Symbiodinium sp. CCMP2592
Lineage: Eukaryota; Dinophyceae; Suessiales; Symbiodiniaceae
Source: the annotation of a GenBank genome assembly